GUGUGUAUUAGUGAAAAUCUUAGGAUUGGUUACUUGUAAAUUUAUACAAUGAUUAGAAGAUCUUGCAAUAUUUGAUUUCCGGAAGAAUUUAAUAGUUCGAUAGUUAAAUAAAUUGGUUUGCGGUAGUGACAUAUAUUUGAUUCCGCCGUCCAUAUAAAACGAUGAUUUUUCUGCUAAGUUGGUGUUAAGUGUCGGUAGGCGAUGUCCCCAUUCACAGGGGUCCAGAUACAGCAAUGUGGUAAAGGUCCUGUCGCAAAGUAUACAGUUCUAAAGAAUAGCAGAUAUAUGAAAUUUCAUUCCCAAUCCAUUAUCAAGAGCUCAAUCGAAUUAAGAUCAGUGGACUGAGGUUGCGUUCCUAAAACUUUUUAGGUGUUGUGCAAUAUCCAAAGUUUUGUAUUGUGAGCUGUGUGUUUCAGGUCGUUGUCCUGUUGAAAUACUACAAAAACAAACCGUAACAACUUUUUUCUGUAUGAAGUUACUAUAUUGCAACCAGAAAGGCAUCAAAGCAGACACUUACGUAACCAAGCCAUAACAGCUUGUGGUACUACCGAUUACGACGGACUACAGCAGCUGUGCCAGAAAAAUUCAUAUUUUAAGAUUACAAUAGAACUUCCAGCUUCUUUAAUAUAUAUGUGAUGCGAAAAUUAAGGAUAGCUCAUAAAAGUAAAACCAACAAUAUUAUCAUUUAAUUUCCUGUUGAAGCAAUAGAUAUUAAAAUGACUUCGGAAGACCUUUUGCAACCAGGUCAUGUGGUCAAAGAACGAUGGAAAGUUGUGCGAAAAAUAGGUGGUGGGGGGUUUGGAGAAAUUUAUGAAGGGCAAGACUUGAUAACUCGUGAACAAGUUGCGCUAAAAGUAGAAUCAGCACGUCAGCCAAAACAAGUUCUAAAAAUGGAAGUAGCCGUUCUAAAGAAGUUGCAAGGCAAAGAGCAUGUUUGCCGCUUUAUAGGUUGUGGACGAAAUGACCGUUUUAAUUAUGUUGUUAUGCAACUACAAGGAAAAAAUCUUGCUGAACUACGACGAGCGCAACCUCGUGGAGCAUUUUCAUUGAGUACAACCUUACGACUUGGACUGCAGAUAUUAAAAGCUAUUGAAUCCAUACAUUCAGUAGGAUUUUUACACCGUGAUAUUAAACCUAGCAACUUUUCUAUUGGACGUUUACCUUACAAUUGUCGUCGGGUAUAUAUGUUGGAUUUUGGGCUUGCUCGUCAGUAUACCACAGGAACAGGAGAAGUCCGUUGUCCCCGUGCCGCGGCUGGAUUCCGGGGCACUGUACGAUAUGCAUCUAUAAAUGCGCAUCGAAAUCGUGAAAUGGGACGUCAUGAUGAUUUGUGGUCCUUAUUUUACAUGUUAGUUGAGUUCGUGAACGGCCAAUUACCGUGGCGUAAAAUUAAAGAUAAGGAGCAAGUAGGCUUUACGAAAGAGAAGUAUGAUCACCGUAUUUUACUAAAACACUUGCCUUCUGAUUUAAAACAAUUUUUGGAACAUAUACAAUCGCUUGCUUACGCCGAUCGCCCCGAUUAUGCAAUGUUGAUCGGGUUAUUCGAGCGUUGUAUGAAACGUCGAGGAGUAAAAGAUUCUGAUCCUUAUGAUUGGGAAAAGAUAGAUACUGUUAAUGCAACUACUAGUCAAACAACAAAUACUGUUCAAAUACUGGGUAAAAACGAUUAUGCACAUGGAAAUACUACGCAGAUGACAGUUGCUGCAUCAAAUGUUAGCGGGACUGAAUAUCCACGACACCGUAAUGAUGUCGACACAGCAUUACUUGCUUCAACAGAUCCGAUAAAUGGAAAGGAAAAGGUUGAUAAAAAUUGCAACGCACCCUUACCACAAAUAGACGGUCUUUUGUUGAAUAUGAGCUCCUGCAAUCAGAACACCAUCCAGAAGGCAAAUCCAGGGCAAUCAGCAACUGUAACAGGUUCCGCAAAUGUCCAUUGCGUUAAAACUGUUGAUCAAACUCAUGACCAGAAAACACAACCAAAGUUACCAUCUCAACCACACUUGAAUGCACCUCAAACAGCUUUAUUUUUGCCAUCAGCACCACCAAAUGCGUCUAAUUCCACAGGUGUAAUAAAACCAUCUACAGUUACGGGCUCCAAUCGCUCAGAUUGUGCUGGUUCAGUUACAGGCUCCACACCUCCAUUGAUCAUUCACAAACAACAUCAAAAGCAGCAGUUUAUUCAGGGACAUUCUCACGUCCAAGCUAGAUCAAAUUCACCUUCCGCGCAAACUCUACGAAAAAAUUAUUCAUCUCCUAUACAGGCUCAAGUUGGUGGCUGUGAUAAGGAGGUUGGACCGAAAUCUACCUCUCUGCAAUCCCAUUUCCAGAAAGAUGAUGUACUCAUUGGUGAUUCUACUAGUAUAGCAAAUGAUCAACUUAAUUACCAAAACGCCGUUGAAGGUCAAUGUGGGUUUAGAUGUGAUGGCUCGCCAAAAAAAAUACAAAGAUCAGACGGCACUAACGACGAUGGAGAACCAAAUUUUAAUCAAAAUUUGAAUGCAAUUGACCCACCUAUAAAAGGAACAUCGAGUGUAUAUGAUCUAGCAGUGAGCAGCGGAUGUUUCAUAUUAAAUGAAAGUGCGUCUUCUCACGUCCAUGAUGCAACGCAAUUUUCUUUUGAUGCCGCUCUGGGUCCUUCAAAAUCAGUUAUGCUCCAACAUAACAUUAGUAGUCAACGAACUUCUCAAAUAGGUCCGACCGGAGGAAUACAACAACAUAUUUAUAUUGCGCCAGCCACAAAGUGUCGUUCAUCAAUAGCUUCCAGUUCGCGGCUAGCGUUUAAUUCUAGUGGAGCAGUACACCGUUUCGGUAGUAUUGCAUUAACACGCAGUAGUAAUGGAUCCGGCGUAGCUGGAGAUCAUUCCAUGACUCAGUAUGCUUUGAUAGAUGACGAAAACGUGUCGGCGUUGCAACAAGUAACUAAAGGGGGCGGGGCUCUCACUUUGGCAUCUCAGUGGAAAAGUCAGUUUGAUGAUUCGGAGGAUACAACAGAUAACGAAUGGAAACAAGAACCGCAGAGCCCAGACCAUAGAUCAGCCGGGAAAAUUGUUACCGAUUCCCAAUCGAAUUUAUUCGAAGGUACUAAAGAAACAAAUCAGCAAGCUGUAUCGGUCGAUACAGGUAGGGUGAGUGCCAUAGAAGCUCUUCCAGGCUUAGACUGUGCAAAAUCAAUCGAUUUUCGUGCGGACGUAUCCUUAAAAGGAAAGCAACAUAUGCGUACAAAGAGGUCAAUACAAAAGGAGUGCAACUUAAAUAUCACUGAAGUUAAGAUCGAUUCAACGUUAAGGGACAUUAUUCCUCGUUGCUGGUCAGAUCCUGUUAUGUGCACUGUACUGCGUAAAGACUUAAAGCCUCCAAUUAUACAUCAGGCUGCGUUCGAUAGCACACCUACGUACUUUUAUAUACCCAUAUGGCUAAAUGAGUUUAGCUUCCCGGCCUUAUGCAGUCAACAACACCACACAACACCACACAACACACCACUCACACGACAACACAACACUGCACUUAUAAGACAACACUGGCACACCACACCUGGAAACAUCAGUUCACCCACACACCACGCACCAAGGCAACCUUGCUGGAAGCAGUAGCAUACACCCACACACAGGAGAACAACUCUACACACCAACAUGAACAAAAGGAGGGAGGGCGAACGCACUGGGCCUCUUUAUACUCGAAAGCGAUAGCAGAGAAGUCGUUUUGAAGUUCCGCCUUUUUUUCCACGAUCGUCUAUUUCGAUUUUUUUUAAAACCUUGUAUUUAAAAAAAACUCUAAUAUACACGUGGAGUUAUAAGUUUUACAAAACACAAAGUGCAGUAAAACAUUGACAAAACCAGUAAAUUACAUAUUAUAUAGAAAGUGACCAAAGUACAGUGAAACAGUAAAAACAAAAGAAAAAAAAACAAAACAAAAAAGUAUCGGAAAAUAAAAACCGGCGUGAAGUGCAAAAACAAAAGAAGUGCAUUUACAAAAAAUAAAAAUAUAUAUAUAUUGUACAUAUUUAUACAUACAUUAUAUGUACAUAUAACAAGUGCAGUUAUAGAAAGCAAAUUAAUUAAGGUAUACAUAUGUACCGGUACAAAAUUUGGUGCGUUUGGUCGGCAACAAAGGUUUUUUAACUUUGUUGAGGGAAAACAAACAAAAAAAAUUGUUUAUAAAAUUUUAUUUUAUUUGGGCAACAUAUAUAUAUUUAAACGACACUUAAAAACGCAUACCAAACAAGGUGACUUAACAAACAAAUACAAAUAAAGUGAAAAAAAACAAAGCGGGCGCGAAAUAAAACCAAAUAACCCAUAUAAGCGGGCGCGAAAGUAACAAUAAAAUUAACAAUAAACUUAAACGGGCGCGAACUUAAACAGAAAGGAUAAAAGCACAUAACAUCCAAACAAAAAGACACGAAUUUUACAACAAUUAAUAAUAUCAACAAUCUGGAACACAAAGGAAAUUACUCUAAACCACAGAUAGGCUCACUUUAAUACUUAUUAAAUAUAUGUUACACCCCAAAACCCCUGGAGGAAUGAAAAGUGAGUUGUAUCGUUUCCAUUAUAUGGUAUAUACAUAUGUAUGUAGUAUGUAGGAAACCAAACUGUUUCAAUUUACGGUUAUUUUACGGGAAAACUGAAAAUACCGAUAUCACGCAAAACAGUUUGGUACAAUAUGUAUAAUGUAUAUUAAUACAUAUAUAAACUCAAAUACAUACAUAAGAAAUCAAUGCCUAUAAGCUUACCAUUGUGUUAAAACACAUCAAUUUACCAAAUAAAAAAAAAAAAAAAUUUCAAGCAUUUACUUGCCAAAAAUU
Molecule: messenger RNA, 4798 nt
Organism: Bactrocera oleae (olive fruit fly)
Lineage: Eukaryota; Metazoa; Arthropoda; Insecta; Diptera; Tephritidae
Source: RefSeq, a predicted model, not a curated record